Molecule: messenger RNA, 2091 nt
Organism: Fusarium coffeatum
Lineage: Eukaryota; Fungi; Ascomycota; Sordariomycetes; Hypocreales; Nectriaceae
Exons: 1
Coding region: 1-2091 (696 amino acids)
Source: RefSeq, a predicted model, not a curated record
AUGCCUCGACGAUGCGUUAUCCCGCACUAUCGUCCGGGCAUACGCCCAACCCCGAGCCCGUCAGAGGGCAUCUGGGUCACUAAUGCCAUGCUGGCUCGAGCCAUUGAGCGAUUCCACCAUGUCUAUCCGGUCCCCCGAAGGAGCUUGAGUUCAGUUCCAGGGCCUCUUGAGAGCCGACGCCGCCUAGGCAAGCGACAUAUGACGGCCAUCGUUCCCGAUUCUCACGCCUCACCCUUUCCCUGGUCAAUUGAAUUCCCUAUCGACCUCGGCAAAUGGACAUGGGAGGCCCCAACUCGACCACAAGAUCGGCGACAUAAAAAAGUCGGGUUGCUCGAACGUUUUCUAAGAUCCCUCGAAGACAUAGAUUGCCCGGAGAGCUCACCCGACACCACUAUAAUACCACCACAAACAGCAACUCUCUCGCCUUUAGAACAGGUACUCGUUGGGCUCAGUGAAGAUCUUGCUUCCUUUCAAGACAUCGAGGACGGCAAGGCAUUGUUCAAAGCAUGUGAACCUCACCUCAUGAAGGUUCUGGACAUGAUCGACGAGAACACGAUAUCCUCCGGCGAUCUUAUCCUAAUACUCAACCCGUUCGACGAAACCAUCAAGCGUCGGGCUCCAACGAAAGUCCUCGACUAUGUGCUAGCGAGACAAUGGAUUUCAAUCAUCCAUUGCAUUCAUGACAACCGGGUCCGUCCCACCAGUGAUGUCUUUGGUGGGCGCUUAUGGCAUCAGUGCCUCAAAACAGCAUUGCAAAUGACACCUCAAUCUGUCACAUUCGAACUUCUGGACGAGCUAUUGCGACUGACCCGGCAAUUUGAGAGAAUCUACUUGGAUUCCAAUGAUUACAUUGCUUUGAUGCGGGCACAUAUCCUCCUGGAGUCUGGUCAGGACCAGCGGGAUCCAUCGCAGCCUAUAUCGACUCACAUUCUACGCCGAAAUAUUUAUUUGUCUCGUAUGUUUGGUGUCAAGGCUCCAUCAAAUAUGGACACCUACGAACAGUUAUCACAAUCUUGCCUCGAGAACAGCACGGAUGCCACAGAACGACGUUCGAUUGCAUUCCACUUAUUGCUUAAACUGGCCGCUGCCCCCGGGCUUAAGAUAAGGGAAUUCACGAAAUUGAUCCAAGUGACUCACGAUACGAGCGAGUGGACCGAAACAGAGGUUCGACAAUUUGCAGCUUUGCGCCUCAUGAACCAAAGCCAAUGGAAGUUACGUCCGGAAAUUUUGCAAGAGUGGUCCGAAAAGCCCACACAACUGCAUUCUUGGGCGGCGAUGCUUCACUCUGCUUUCCAUCGACACGCCAAAAAGCGCAAAGCCAAUCUGAGGGCACUUUCGUUUACCAGUGACGCCUGCGGUCAGCUUCAUACCUUGAUGAAGGCUGUUCGUUUAUUGCCAAAUCACAAUGAGAUUGUCUCGGAUAUGGUCAAAACGGAGGAAGACCCUCACUGCGCGCUUAUUAUGUGGGAAUACUACAACGAGGAGCAAUCAACCGCCGAUAAAUUACCCUGGUAUAUAUGGGUGCGGCACGCGGAAGCCAUCGUGAUGGAUACUGAUCUACCUGCUGACCUUAUCUGGCGGGUUGCCGAAUUCCACCCCGAAAGGUCGUUCAACAAGUUGAACAAUCCCAUCAAAAAAGGCACAGUCUACACGAUGGAGUUUCUCGCGGACUUGGGACAAUUGUACAUGAAGCGACCUAAUAUGACAAACCGAUCGCGGCUAAGAUAUAUCGAAAAGGUCAUGAAUCUUGGCAAAGCUUCCCGACAACCAAUGCCUCAAUCUUUGGUGCAGAUACUUACAGAAAUUAUACUACAAGAUCUAGAGAUGGGCAAGAUGGGUCGCAAGACGCGUCUUGAAUACUUGGUAAAGAAAAUAGAGCAAUUCUGUGGAAGGGAACAGGCACAGAAAGCUGCAGUCUCAAUUGAUGGUUGGAGAUGGACCAAUAUGAAUCAAAUGAGACAAACACUACCGAUGCCCGCUUCUAGCGUGCAACAUCGCAAAGCUGAGGAGGAUAACGAAGAGCUUGAGGUGCUUCUCAAGGCUGCUCGUCGAGAAGUACAAGCCCCAGCUAUGGCAAGUGCCACUUUCUAG